UCCCAGCACCGAGAAAGGCCCACUUGCAGUUUGCAAUGUUGACGGCACGUUUGAUGUAGGCAUCUGUAGCGAGCUCGUGAGUCAGAGUUUGAGGUUUGUUCUCUCUUUAGAGACUAUGACACCAUAUGAGACCGGGUAGGUAUAUGUAUCACACCGUUCAUUCCUCUUCCUGUCUCCUUCUUUGCUUCAUCUCCUCCGAGAAUUUGCUUCCGCAUACAGCAAGAUACCACAAUGACAAUUGCACAACCCAAACCCAACACAAGCGGUUUCACGGCCGCCCAAUUGAAUGCCUAUUACAAGCGCAUCAACCUGCCAUCUCAACAUCGCCAUACUCCGGAAACAGCGGCAAAGACUCUCCACACCAACUCUACCGCCGCUCUCACCUUCCUCUCCGCCCUCCAACUCCAUCAAAUCUGCGCCAUACCCUUCGAAAAUCUAUCCCUCCAUUACUCACACAACCCUUCCAUCUCCACCUCCGCCACCGAUGUAUACCACAAACUCGUCGAGAGAAAGCGAGGAGGCUACUGCAUGGAAAACACAACUCUCCUCUACCACAUCCUCUUGACUUUGGGCUUUACUGUCUACGCCACUGGAGGCAGAGUGUUAAAAGCAGUCCAACCCAUUUCCUCCGAGCAAGAAUAUAUCGGCGAACAUUGGAAUCAUAUGGUUCUUAUCCUCACUCUUUCCUCCCCCUCCUCUGAGAAAUAUAUCCUAGACGCCGGAUUCAGCAAUAUGUCCCCAAUCGCACCUAUCCCUCUAUUGCACAAUGCGGAAAUACAAAAUUCUGGCUUUUCCCGCGUUCGUCUGGUUCAAGAGGGGCAGAUGUGGAGGUAUCAGGUCAAGUAUUCUGAUCUCGGGGCUUGGAUUUCGGCGUAUGAGUUUUCCACCUUACCGUUCACGGCGGCGGAUUUUGUCAUGAUGAGUUAUUUCACGAGCAAAUCUGAGGAUAGUUGGUUCACUAAGGAGGUGGUGGUUGCGAGGAUGGAGAGGGAUGAGGAGGGGAGAUGUGUGGGUGAUGUUACGCUUUUUGGGGGGAAGUUGAAGAGGAGGGUUGAUGGGAAGAGUGAGGUCAUUGCUGUUUGUGAGACUGAAAGGGAGAGGGGAAGGUAUUGUAGGUAGAUGUUCGGAGAUUCUUUAGACGAUAGACUUUUCAAUAAGACCGC
This is a messenger RNA of Aureobasidium pullulans EXF-150, 1163 nucleotides long. RefSeq names its product cysteine proteinase. The coding region runs from base 232 to 1119 and encodes 295 amino acids. NCBI's taxonomy places the organism in Eukaryota, Fungi, Ascomycota, Dothideomycetes, Dothideales, Saccotheciaceae. The record is from RefSeq and is a predicted model, not a curated record. Gene Ontology annotation, molecular function: acetyltransferase activity. The transcript has 2 exons.